This is a messenger RNA of Mesoplodon densirostris (Blainville's beaked whale), 1195 nucleotides long. RefSeq names its product transcription elongation factor A like 8 (gene TCEAL8). The transcript is spliced from 3 exons. Lineage: Eukaryota; Metazoa; Chordata; Mammalia; Artiodactyla; Ziphiidae. The record is from RefSeq and is a predicted model, not a curated record. Bases 236 to 589 code for a protein of 117 amino acids.
CCUCACGUGACCAGGAGUCGACGUGUGCAGAAGUCCUUAUAGUCCAGGGCCUGUUUCCCUGUAGCAGCUCCCUAUUGCUGGAGGAGAAAAGUGCCCCGGAUCCUUUGAGGUCAGUAUAAAGGACUCUUGGUCUUUUGGGAGCGAUCCAAAUCGAGUGAGGGAAGAGGGAGGAAAAUCCCCUGGAUCCUUGCAGGGUUAAUUUAUUCAAAAAGGAAAUAAGAGAAAAAUACUCAACAUGCAAAAGUCUUGUGAAGAAAAUGAAGGAAAAGCACAGAACAUGCCAAAGGCUGAGGAAGACCGCCCUAUGGAAGCUGUACCACAGGAGGCAGAAAGAAAUCCUCAACCUUCUGAAGAAGGUGUAAGCCAGGAAGCAGAAGGAAACCUUAGAGGAGGGCUGACUCAGCGUGGUCAGGGAUAUAAAGAGGACACUCCGGUUAGGCAUUUGGACCCAGAAGAAAUGAUAAGAGGAGUAGAUGAGUUGGAAAGGCUUAGGGAAGAGAUAAGAAGAGUAAGAAACAAGUUUGUGAUGAUGCAUUGGAAACAAAGACAUUCACGCAGCCGUCCUUAUCCUGUGUGCUUUAGGCCUUGAAUUCUUUUUUUUUUUUGGUCUGAUAUUAAAAUCUGGCCCCUGCUUUCUUUCUGUUAGCAUUUUCUGAUGUAUCUUUGACUUUUGUUUUAUUUUUAAUCAUCUGGUGGAGUUUUGUUUUAGGUAGUGUCAAUAUUACCAGCAUCUGGAUUUUGUAUUUUGACACAUUCUCCAGGUCUGUUUUUCAAUUGGGAAGUUUCACACAUAAUGCAUGAAAAUAUGUUCAUUCCAUAUUGUAAAGUAAGACAUAACAGGUUACAAAGCAGCAUAUUUAGUAUCAGCUCACAUAUGUAGGAUAAAAUCUCAAAUUGUGUGUGUGUGUGUGUGCGUGUGUAUACAUACAUAUAUCAUAAAUUUAACUGUGCUUAUUUCUGUAUGGUGUGACUUUUUUCUUUUUGCUUAUAUGUAUUUUUAAUGAACAUGUCACACAUACAAAAAGAAUUAAAGUUUUUUUUAUAAUUAAGAGUCAAUCAAAUAAUUUGCAACCAGCUUAUAAGGGCAAUGGGGGCACCUAAAUUCUUGAUGAAAGAACUAUUAAUAAAAAUGUAAACCUCAAAUUACCUCUGGAUCUCUUAGCCAGAGGAAUAAAACUGGCAGUUAUUACAUAUA